AUGCUGCUGCAGCUCCUGCGCCGCGCCGGCGCCGCUCCUGCCGCCUCCAGACUCUUGGCACGCGAUGCACAGCCGCUAGCUCUUUCGUCUCGCCGCCGCAGUGUGCUCGCGCGCUUCAGCAGCGGCCAGCCGAGCGCCGACAAGCCGCUGGGGCUCAAGGACGGCGCCCAGACCGUGUCGGGGCUGUCGCCCACCAUGCAGAUGCUGGCGGUGUACGUGGUCGUGGCCAUGUCGGCCAUGGGCGUCGUGGCGCGCUUCAAGAGCCGGGAUGCCAAGGAGGAUGAGAACGUGCGCAUCUUCAACAUGGCCAAGCGCGCCGUGGUCAAGGACCGGCGCGUGUUCGAGACCGUCGGGUACCCGAAGGACUUCGAGCGCAUCAAGGAGCUGGACGCCGACGGCUCUCCGAUUGAGCCCACGAGCAGCGAAGGUAGCUUCCGGGUCAAGGGCGACAGCGGCAGCGUCGUGGUGCACUACCGCCAGAACCUGCACGCGGGCGAGGACGACGAGGAACGCGACAGCAGCAUCGUGACGUUCGACGAGCUGAGCGUCGAGCUGGAAGACGGCUCGCGCUUCUCGGCGCUCGAGUCGUUCCUGGCCAACCAGGACGUGGUGACGCACCAGAAGUCCGAGACGCUGGGCAACAAGAUGUUCUUCCCCGUGAUCGGCGGCGUGCUCAUCGGCGGCGUGGCGUCCUUCUUCGCCAUCCGCAUCCUGCGCAACCGACCGUUCUACGUGCACAAGCUCGUGCUGGACCACGUCAACAACCACGACCUGGCGCGGCAGCUGCUGGGCCACCCCAUCAAGAGCGACCGCUCCAAGUACGUGGGCGUGCUCAACAACGAGGCCGCCAACUACACGAUCGCGUGCAGCGGGCCCAAGGGCAACGGCACGCUCAUCGUCAAGGCCUUCAAGAAGGAGAACCCCGACGAGAAGGCCGCGGAGGACAAGGCCACGAGCGUCAUGGCCACCCCCGGCACGUCCUGGAAGUUCUCCACGCUCGUGCUCUCCGUCGCGCGCAACGAGAAGCGCAAGAACAAGAACGCAAAGACCAUCAACCUCCUCAACGGCGGCGACGUGCCGCCCGCGUCGGCGCAGCGGCAUUAG
Molecule: messenger RNA, 1104 nt
Organism: Phytophthora sojae
Lineage: Eukaryota; Oomycota; Peronosporomycetes; Peronosporales; Peronosporaceae
Exons: 2
Coding region: 1-1104 (367 amino acids)
Source: RefSeq, a predicted model, not a curated record